GCCCUCGUCUCCGUCGCUCAUCGACCAAGCUCGCCUGUCUUGGACCGCCUGCUGCUGUCCUCUCAUCCACCGAUCGGCUGCCCAGGCACCCUUUUACUCUCGAGAUCCUCCACAUUCCCCUUCGUCCUUAUUGAAUCCUCGGUCGCCAAGAUGAUGCGCACCCGCCCAGUGAUUAUGGAUAAUGGAACCGGCUACACCAAGCUCGGAUAUGCUGGCAACCAAGAUCCCCAGUUUGUGAUCCCCACGGCCAUUGCCACCCGCGAUGGCCCCUCGACCGGCAACACCUCCAACCUGGCAUACAAGCGCGACAUUGCCGACCUCGACUUUUACAUUGGCGACCAGGCAGUGCAGAACUCCAAGACGUACUCGCUGAACUACCCCAUCCGACACGGCCAAGUCGACAACUGGGAUCUGAUGGAAAAGUUCCACCAAGCCUGCAUAUUCCAGUAUAUGCGUUGCGAGCCAGAGGACCACUACUUUCUCUUGACCGAGCCUCCGCUGAACGCCCCCGAGAACAGAGAGUAUACGGCCGAGAUUUUCUUUGAGUCCUUUGGCGUCAAGGGCUUGUAUAUUGGAGUCCAGGCUGUGCUGGCUCUCGCUGCCGCCUGGAUCAGCAGCAAGAGCGACCAAAAGACUCUGACCGGCACAGUCAUCGAUUCCGGAGACGGUGUCACGCACGUCAUUCCGGUGGUGGAAGGUUACGUCAUUGGAUCGUCCAUCAAGCACAUCCCCAUUGCCGGCCGCGACAUCACCUACUUUGUGCAGCAGCUCCUGCGUGAGCGCGAGAACAGCAUCCCCCCCGAGGAGACCAUGGAGGUGGCCAAGUUCAUCAAGGAAAACUACUCCUACGUGGCUCCCGAUAUUGUCAAGGAGUUCAAGAAGUACGAUGCCGACGGCGCCAAGUGGAUCAAGAAGCACGAGUUCAUCCAUAGCGUGACCAAGAAGCCAUACACGGUGGACAUUGGAUUUGAGCGGUUCAUGGCCCCCGAAAUCUUCUUCAGCCCCGAGAUUUCCAACGCGGACUUUCUCACUCCUCUGCCUCAAGUCGUCGACCAGGUGAUCCAGAGCUGCCCCAUCGAUAACCGACGAGGCCUCUACAAGAACAUUGUGCUUUCGGGCGGAUCGACCAUGUUCAAGGACUUUGCCCGACGUUUGGAGCGCGACAUCAACCGACUGAGCUCGGCCCGACUUCAGGCCAUCCAAGCCGUGAACCAGGCCAACAUGAGCCACGGCCAGAUCAACGCAACCGCGAUCGAAGUCAAUGUCGUCAGCCACAAGCGCCAGCGCAACGCUGUCUGGUCAGGCGCCAGUAUUCUGGCUGAUACGCCCGAGUUUUUCAGCUUCUGCCACACGAAGGAGCAGUACGACGAGUAUGGCCCCAGCAUUGCCCGAUACAACAAAGUCUUUGGAUCGGUUCUGUAAACUGUACAAGUAACGGUGCAGAUGGCCGUCUGCUGGGAAAGUGGUGUGGCAGAAGGCCCGCCAAAGCCCAUCCCUUCCCUGUCAUGGCUGUUUCUUCCGACGUUUUUGUGAACGAGGGAGGGAGUGUGUGUGAUUCCGUUCUCUCUGGCCUUGAGUCCACACAAAAUGAAACAGGGCACCCUGUUUCUGGGUCCUGAAUAUACACCCGACCACAACGGACAUUGUGUCCAGGGAGACAGACA
Molecule: messenger RNA, 1664 nt
Organism: Polychytrium aggregatum
Lineage: Eukaryota; Fungi; Chytridiomycota; Chytridiomycetes; Polychytriales
Product: actin family
Exons: 7
Biological process (GO): Arp2/3 complex-mediated actin nucleation
Cellular component (GO): Arp2/3 protein complex; actin cortical patch
Molecular function (GO): actin filament binding
Source: RefSeq, a predicted model, not a curated record